UGACAUGGUCCAGGGCAAAGCCGCCAAGAUCCCUCCGGCUUGGCCAGAUGUGUGCGCCCAGGCAGUGAUUGUUUCCUUGGACAAACGCAUGAAGAAGCUUUGCGUGCGAUCCUCCGAUCUCAGUGUAGACGUGUCGAUGCAGUUAGCAGUGCCGCUCACCAGCAUUGCAAGUAUCGCCUUUGGCUGCUGCCACCCUGGUGAGGGCCGGCUCAUGUCCACCGAACUCUCCGUGACCAUCUUCCUGGAUGAAGGUUACGGGCCGUCGAUUGUGCUGGAAUUCCGGGACUUGGAGGAGCGAGACACUUUUGCAAUUUGCCUUUCGAUGUUUGUGGACGGCAGAAAGGUGGAAGUGGACUGCCGAGAGAAGCGUUCACUUUAGCGGGCACAGCAGGUGCCAUGUCGUGAAAAUUCGACAAGCACUUCAGAUCUUUUACAAACAGG
This is a messenger RNA of Cladocopium goreaui, 441 nucleotides long. Lineage: Eukaryota; Dinophyceae; Suessiales; Symbiodiniaceae. The record is from the annotation of a GenBank genome assembly.